AAAUUUUAAUUCACCUGAAUCAUGUCCUUUUCUAGAUUCUGCAGGUGACAUGAACACAUGGAGAUAGGAAAUUACUCUGCCACAAAUGAAUUCUUUCUCAUGGGCCUUUCCCAGUACCCAGAACUCCAGCUUUGUCUGUUUGUGCUCUGUCUCAUCAUGUAUCUGAUAAUCCUACUAGGAAAUAGUCUACUCAUUAUCAUCACCAUCCUGGAUUCUCGCCUCCAUACCCCCAUGUACUUCUUCCUUGGAAACCUUUCAUUCUUAGAUAUCUGCUACACAUCAUCAUCAGUUCCGCCAAUGCUUUUUAUAUUUAUGUCUGAGAGAAAAUCCAUCUCCUUCAUUAGCUGUGUUCUACAAAUGGUCGCUUCCCUUGGCUUGGGCUCUACUGAGUGUGUCCUCCUGGCUGUGAUGGCCUAUGACCGGUACGUGGCCAUCUGCAACCCACUGAGGUACCCCAUCAUCAUGAACAAGGUGUUAUAUGUGCAAAUGGCUGCGUGGUCUUGGGUCAUAGGCUGUCUGAACUCUCUAGUGCAAACAGUCCUGACAAUGGUGUUGCCUUUCUGUGGAAAUAAUGUCAUUGAUCAUAUAACCUGUGAAAUUCUGGCUCUUCUUAAACUCAUAUGUUCAGAUAUCUCCAUGAAUGUGCUUAUCAUGACAGUGGCAAGUAUUGUUUUAUUGGUUAUUCCACUACUGUUAAUUUUUGUCUCCUAUGUGUUCAUUCUCUCUUCUAUCCUGAGAAUUAGUUCUGUUGAGGGGAGAAAGAAGGCCUUUUCUACCUGUUCAGCCCACCUGACUGUGGUCAUCUUAUUCUAUGGUUCAGCUCUUUUUAUGUACAUGAAGCCCAAGUCAAAGGACACAAAGACAUCUGAUGAGAUCAUUGCACUGUCUUAUGGAGUUGUAACCCCAAUGUUGAACCCUAUCAUCUACAGCCUGAGGAAUAAGGAGGUAAAAGCAGCUGUUAAGAAAGUCCUCAGCAGAUGCUACAUGUACUGAAAACAUG
This is a messenger RNA of Otolemur garnettii (small-eared galago), 1000 nucleotides long. Its product is annotated as olfactory receptor 13D1-like. The transcript has a single exon. Gene Ontology annotation, molecular function: olfactory receptor activity; G protein-coupled receptor activity. Bases 58 to 993 code for a protein of 311 amino acids. Gene Ontology annotation, cellular component: membrane. Gene Ontology annotation, biological process: G protein-coupled receptor signaling pathway. The record is from RefSeq and is a predicted model, not a curated record. NCBI's taxonomy places the organism in Eukaryota, Metazoa, Chordata, Mammalia, Primates, Galagidae.